Molecule: messenger RNA, 364 nt
Organism: Alligator mississippiensis (American alligator)
Lineage: Eukaryota; Metazoa; Chordata; Crocodylia; Alligatoridae
Gene: NDUFA1
Product: NADH:ubiquinone oxidoreductase subunit A1
Exons: 3
Coding region: 83-295 (70 amino acids)
Source: RefSeq, a predicted model, not a curated record
GGGGCCUGCUGGGUCGCGCGGUGCAUGGUGGGGUGGCGGCGCUGGCGCUGGUGCUGGUGGCGGUGACAAGGGCGGCGCAGCGAUGUGGUACGAGAUCCUGCCCUUCGCUGGCAUGACGUGGCUGUGCCUGGUGGUGCCCGGCAUCUCACUCACCUACUUCUACCGCUACUCCAACGGCGGCAAGGAGAAGCGGGCGGCGCGGAACCACUUCCAGUGGACGCUGAUGGAGCGGGACCGCUUCGUGUCGGGCGUGAACAUAUACCACCGCAGCAAGGGCUUGGAGAACAUCGACUAAGAAGUGAGCUUCUUGACAGAAAAACCGUAAAAAGCAGUAUCGUUCUAAUAAACACGCAUGUCUACGUGA